CCCGGGACCGCCGCGGCCAGAGCUCCCAGCCGCCCAGCCCUCCGCAACAUGCCGUCCGCCGCCGGGCCCUAGCCCCGCUGAGCGCCCUCGCUGUGGAUCUAAUGUCUCCGUGAAGGUGCCGCGGCCGCCGCCUCAGCUUUGCCCCGGGAGGAGCAGCAGGCUGCGGAUUUUCUCCCCGUCUCGGAAGCCCAGCAGAGGCACCAGCUACUCCGCCGGCCCACGCCUGCCCCGUGAAGAUGGGAAGCAAGGCGCUGCCAGCCCCCAUCCCGCUGCACCCGUCUCUACAACUCACUAACUACUCCUUCCUCCAGGCUGUGAACACCUUCCCCGCGGCUGUGGACCAGUUGCAAGGUCUGUACGGACUCAGCGCCGUGCAAACCAUGCACAUGAACCACUGGACAUUGGGCUACCCCAAUGUGCAUGAAAUCACCCGUUCCACCAUCACGGAGAUGGCGGCCGCGCAGGGCUUGGUGGACUCCCGCUUCCCUUUCCCCGCGCUCCCUUUCGCCACGCACCUCUUCCACCCCAAGCAAGGGGCCAUCGCCCACGUCCUCCCAGCAUUGCACAAGGACAGGCCCCGCUUUGACUUUGCCAACCUGGCCGUGGCCGCCACGCAGGAGGACCCCCCGAAGGUGGGGGAGCUCGCCAAGCUGAGCCCCGGACUGGCCUCGCCUCUGUCGAGCAUCAGCAAGCUGUCUCCGGAUAGGAAGCCCUCCCGCGGCCGCUUGCCCUCCAAGACGAAAAAGGAGUUCAUCUGCAAGUUCUGCGGCAGGCACUUCACCAAGUCCUACAACCUCCUCAUCCACGAGCGAACCCACACGGACGAGCGACCUUACACCUGCGACAUCUGCCACAAGGCUUUCCGGAGGCAGGACCACCUGCGGGACCACCGGUACAUCCAUUCCAAAGAGAAACCCUUCAAGUGCCAGGAGUGCGGGAAGGGCUUCUGCCAGUCCAGGACCCUGGCGGUCCACAAAACCCUACACAUGCAGGAAUCUCCACACAAAUGCCCCACAUGUGGAAGAACCUUUAAUCAAAGAAGUAACCUGAAAACUCACCUUCUUACCCAUACAGACAUCAAGCCCUACAACUGUGAGCAGUGCGGCAAAGUGUUCAGGCGAAACUGUGAUCUACGGCGGCACAGUCUAACUCACACCCCGCGGCAGGACUUCUAGAGCAGCCAGGGACCCGCGCCCGCUCCGGCAGCUCCAACUUGCCCACUUUACUCAAGGACUGUAUUGUAGGAACUCACAGACGCGCACACACACACAUACACACGGAGACACGCACGCAGACUCGGGGCCAAGCUUUCCUACCACAUGUCUGCGAAACUCGUUUCGAGAGUGCGGACUGCAGGAUCGGGCCCCUCUCCAACCCACACCCAAGCGUAAAGCUCAUCUUGUAGAUAAUCGCGGCUCAUUUUAGAGCUCUGUACAGAACGUGGUUUUUUUCUUCGUUUGUUUGUUUUGUAUCGUGUCAGAUGCACAUCGAUAACAAAUCGGGGAGGCAAAGUAUCUCUUAAAAGUGUAUUUCAAAAUAAAUCCUUUUUUUUUUUUCCAAAUAC
Messenger RNA from Corapipo altera (White-ruffed manakin), 1564 nucleotides. RefSeq names its product odd-skipped related transciption factor 2 (gene OSR2). Gene Ontology annotation, cellular component: nucleus. Bases 237 to 1175 code for a protein of 312 amino acids. Gene Ontology annotation, biological process: urogenital system development; regulation of transcription by RNA polymerase II; embryo development. The transcript is spliced from 4 exons. Gene Ontology annotation, molecular function: RNA polymerase II transcription regulatory region sequence-specific DNA binding; DNA-binding transcription factor activity, RNA polymerase II-specific. Lineage: Eukaryota; Metazoa; Chordata; Aves; Passeriformes; Pipridae. The record is from RefSeq and is a predicted model, not a curated record.